This is a messenger RNA of Diorhabda sublineata, 977 nucleotides long. RefSeq lists its product as uncharacterized. The transcript has 3 exons. Lineage: Eukaryota; Metazoa; Arthropoda; Insecta; Coleoptera; Chrysomelidae. The record is from RefSeq and is a predicted model, not a curated record. The coding region runs from base 98 to 931 and encodes 277 amino acids.
CAUUUUUUUAAAUAAUCAAUGUCUUUAUAAAGUAUUGAAUUAUAGAAAUCAUUCAAUUUCGAUUAAUACUUUAGAAGUUUAACUCAAUAAUUCAAAAAUGAGAUUGAAUAACGGAUGUUUUGUGGUUUUUUUUCUAUUUUUUGUAAUAUAUCGAGUAGAUUCAAGACCGCAGUUCUUUUUGGAUAAAAUCGGUGAUACGUUAAAACAAACAGGUUGCAAGGUUCAAGAAAUCGGUUCAAAAGUAUUUUCACAUAAACAAAAUGGUGGUUCCAGUUCUUGUACAGAUAAAAAUAACGGGGAAAAAAAUUCUAACGAUCCGUUUAUAAAUAAUAGUGAACAAAAACCUUCUACGGGUUAUGCUAUUAAUCAAAACUCCAAUCAACCAAGUGACGUACAAAAUCAUCGAAACCAAGUUGGUUACGAACCAAAUAAUCAACAAUAUCCCACUCAUGUCGAGAAUGAUGUUCAACCAACACGAUCAAGUACCAAUCGUCCUAACACAAUGGUUUUCCCUGGAGAAGCCGAAAAACCAAAACCUUCUACAUACAAUAGUCAACAAGGACUCGAUGGUAGAACUCUUGCAAAUAAACCUAAUCAACAAAUGGAACCCGUAGGAGAAAAUCCAAGUCACGUUCGAGGUAGCAACGUAGCAGUUAGUUCUUCAACUACUGCUCGAAGCCACUCCCGGAAAACUUACUUGGACCAUUCCUCUAAACGUAAGCAGUAUAGUAGCGAUUAUUCCGAUGAGGAUAGUGAUGACGGAACAUCUAAGAAAAAGAAGAAGAAGAUACCCGCAACUCCUCCACCUGAUAGUAACGAGGAUGGUGAAGGGGUAACGGACGGAAGGAGUCUUAUCGGAAAAGUUAAAACGAAUUGUCCCGAAGGAUAUGUAGCUGACAAAAGAGGGAGAUGCAGAGAAGUGUAUGGAUGAAUAUAAAAUGUUUAAAUAAAACUGUAUAAUAAACUAUGUUUCAAUA